Messenger RNA from Mercurialis annua (annual mercury), 1457 nucleotides. RefSeq names its product protein ENHANCED PSEUDOMONAS SUSCEPTIBILITY 1-like. The transcript has a single exon. The coding region runs from base 1 to 1377 and encodes 458 amino acids. The record is from RefSeq and is a predicted model, not a curated record. Lineage: Eukaryota; Viridiplantae; Streptophyta; Magnoliopsida; Malpighiales; Euphorbiaceae.
AUGGAAAAUAAUUCUCCAAGAGUGAUAUCCAUAAGUAAAAUUAAAGCUUUAGCUCAUCAAGAAUCAACACAAAGCCAGAGAAUUAACUUAACACCACAUGAUCUCGGCCAGCUUUUGCUUGCACCCAUUCAAAGAGGUCUUCUUUACCACAAACCAAUUCUAAAUUCAUCACAAUCCAAAAACUUCAUAGAACACUUAAAAUCCACUCUUUCUCGAACACUAGACUUCUUCUUCCCUCUUGCCGGCCGCUUAGCUACCGCCACGGAUCACGACAAUAGUAACACCGUGUCUUUCUUUAUUGACUGCAACAAUGCCGGGGCCGAAUUUGCUCAUGCCAUAGCUGAAAAUGUUACGGUUUCGGAUAUUCUCGAGCCCAUUUAUGUUCCGGACAUUGUUCCCAACAUGUUUUUUCCCCUCAACGGGGUUGUAAACUACGAUGGUGUUUCGUAUCCGUUGCUUGCGGUUCAAGUAACGGAGCUGGUCGAUGGAGUAUUUAUCGGGUUAGCUAUAAAUCAUUCGGUCGCUGAUGGAGCCGCAUUUUGGAAUUUCGUCAAUUCUUGGUCUGAAAUCUCUCGUAAAACUUAUCACAAUGAUAAUAAUCUUAAUGAUCAGAUAAUCUCAAAACCUCCUGUGAUCGAACAUUGGUUUCGAAAUUGUAGUUAUUCCGUUAUCAAAAUUCCGCUUUCGCUCAUUGAAACCGAUCAUCGUGACGAUCCCCCAAUGCUGAAGAAGAGAAUAUUCCAUUUCAGCAAAGAGAACAUUUUAGGGUUAAAAGAAAAAGCCAAUAUAGAGGCAAAAGUUGAUAAUAACAAUAACAAAAUCUCGUCUCUUCAAUCCGUUAUCGCUCAUAUUUGGAAAUCGCUAACACUAAAUCGAAAUCUUGAUCCCCAAGAAGAUACAUUUUACUGCUUACCAAUCGGUGUUCGAUCAAGAUUCGACCCACCGAUCCCAGAAACGUAUUUUGGAAACGCAACUCAAGCCGGGGUAGUAACAAUGAAAGCACGAGAUAUACUAAAGAGCGGAAUUGGAUACAUAGCUCGCGAGAUGAACAAGAUGAUCGAACGUUGUACAGAAGAAAAUGUGAGAAAUAAUCUAGAGGAUUGGAUAAAGAAUCCAAAUUUGAUUAAAUUGGCUCAUGGAAUUUCAAGAAAAGUAAUGUUGGCAAGUAGUUUAAUGAGAUUUGAUGUUUAUGGUAAUGAUUUUGGCUGGGGAAAACCUAUUGCAGUAAGAAGUGGACAUGGAAACAGAUUUGAUGGGUUAAUUGCAGUUUAUCCAGGACCUGAACAAGGCAGUUUAGAUGUUGAGGUUUGUGUUUUGCAUGAUGUUUUGCAGGCUAUGGGGAGUGACUCCCAGUUCAUGGAUUUUGUCACUCUUUGAAUGUUUUUUUACUUAUACCAUUUUCAUGUAAUUUCAAUUGAUAAUAUAUAAAAUAAAUUAAAUUAUUUUUAUUUAUUAAA